AUGAGGCGAGGUGAUCAUCUUUAUGAGGCCCCAAUACCGCGAAACUAUCGUCUCUUGCCUACUACGAGCCAGCAAGCCAGCGAUCGUUUUCAGGCCCUUCUCGGACCAAUCGGUCGUUCCUUCCAUGCUGCAUAUGAAAAGAUUGACGUGGCAAUAAAGGAGACUCUCGAGGAAACCACGCAGUCUGUUCAGGAAACCCAUCGAGAGCAAGAUUCUACAGGCCAGUUAGCGGACCGCUUUACCAUCACUGCCGAGGGCAUAAAGCUUGCAGCAAGCACUACGUAUGCCGGUGCCGCUGAAGGAACUACAUUGGCCGAUCCGAAUUUCGCUACUACAGUGAACAGCUCUACGAAGAAUUCUAGUGCAAGAGAACCCGUUUAUAGAGAACUGCAAGGCGCAAAUGAUUUUCGGCUCAUAAAGGUGUCCCCGAAGAAUGGACAAGGCUUAGAGUGCAAGAUUAUCUACAGUUCGCUUCGCCAUCCACCAGAUUAUAUUGCGAUUUCUUAUGCAUGGGGGGAUGGCUUUGAUAAGAGACAGAUAGAUUUGGAAGGCAUUGAACGCGUUUCAGUCAACGCGAAUCUUUACGAUGCCCUAGUGGCUGUCCGCGAAUCAGACAAGGCCAUUCUCGUUUGGAUAGACGGACUCUCAAUUGACCAAGAGAACAAAAUAGAACGCGCUAAGCAGGUCCAGUUGAUGGACAAGAUUUAUCGACAGGCAACAUCUGUUGCCAUUUGGCUUGGACGUGAAGCGGAUGAUAGUGGGCGGGCGAUACAACUGUUGAUGAAUUCGGUGGUCCCAGCGACAAGCGAAUGGACCAGCCGUUUGGAACAUCGCGACUUGAAAGCUUUGCUCUCUCUAUUCAGGAGAAAUUAUUGGAGUCGGCUUUGGGUUGUACAGGAAGUAUUUCAUGCAAAGAGCAAGGUAGUCUACUGCGGCUCUUCUAAACUCCCCUGGUACCUACAUAAGAAGGCAUCAGAUGCUCUUUGGCAACACGAAAGCGACCCUUACCUCUGGACAGGACCAAGUAGCUUUCCAGACGUUCAACGUCUCAUGGUGUCAGGCCCGAACUCUCUGCUAGAAGUUUUACGAGCUUGCCGAAGGAAGCUAAGCGAGAACCCAAGGGAUAAGAUUUUCGGUGUGCUAGGCAUACUCCCAAGGGAUAUACGCGAACGCCUACAUGUGAGUUAUGACACAUCUGUCAAGUCUCUAUACUUGGAAGUCGCCCAACUCAUCGUCCGUUCCACACGUCGCCUUGAUGUGAUGCGCGAAACGAUUCACUUUCCUGUUCAGGUCAGCUUUACCGACUUACCUACAUGGUGUCCAGAUUGGGCACAGGUUCCAGAAAACUCAGCUUUGUCUUCAGAUAACUUCUCGGCUGCAAGCGACCGCGACGCGGAAUACGAGUUCAAGGACGAAUUCCGGAAGCUUGAAAUCUCUGCCAUCGAACUGGAUAUUAUCGAUACGACCGGUGUGGCGGUAGGCACUCUGUGCUCGUUACAAGAUUAUCUCAUGGCCUUUCUGAACUGGCGGGUGCUGCUUCUUUCUCAUUUCGACAUUACGGAAAACGAAGAGAAGGACCAUCCGCGCGUCGAUGACUUCUGCAAAACGCUCUCACUAGGUCAGCCACUUGAGGAAUUGAAGCACUCCUGGACAAGAGCCUGCUAUUACAUCUUCUCUUCAUGGAUUCAGGAGCGAUUCCCACGUCUUCAGCUGGACCGCAAGUUCCAGCAACUAGGGGAGCCGGACAGCUUGCAAACCCAUGAGCAACGAUCAUUCAUUCAAAAAUACUUUGGGGACAGGAUGAUGGGCAGAACCUUUUGCAUCACGAGAGACGGAUUAAUGGGCAUGGGAACGGGUUUCAUGAGCCGCGAAGACAUCGUCAUUGUACCGCUUGGCUGUUCGACACCCAUCAUACUGCGUGCGGAAGGCGAAAGCGAUGAGUAUCGUUACGUUGGGGACGUCUAUAUCCAUGGUUAUAUGCAUGGCGAAGCUCUCGAAAGCGACAAGCCAGUCAACAAGUACAAGCUACACUGA
Molecule: messenger RNA, 2034 nt
Organism: Alternaria postmessia
Lineage: Eukaryota; Fungi; Ascomycota; Dothideomycetes; Pleosporales; Pleosporaceae
Exons: 3
Coding region: 1-2034 (677 amino acids)
Source: RefSeq, a predicted model, not a curated record